This is a messenger RNA of Mucor velutinosus, 648 nucleotides long. RefSeq lists its product as uncharacterized. Gene Ontology annotation, molecular function: ubiquitin conjugating enzyme activity. The transcript has 11 exons. Gene Ontology annotation, biological process: protein polyubiquitination; ubiquitin-dependent protein catabolic process. The record is from RefSeq and is a predicted model, not a curated record. Bases 1 to 648 code for a protein of 215 amino acids. NCBI's taxonomy places the organism in Eukaryota, Fungi, Mucoromycota, Mucoromycetes, Mucorales, Mucoraceae.
AUGGCCUCUGCCGCAAAUAUUCUCCAAAGACAAUUCAAAGAGCUAUCACGAAACCCUGUUCCAGGAUUUGCAGUUGAUUUGAAAGAGGACAACAUCUUUGAAUGGGAUGUUGCACUUAUUGGCUCACCAAAAACAAUGUAUGAAGGUGGUUACUUCAAGGCCACAAUGACCUUUCCUGACGAUUAUCCUUUCAACCCUCCUACCUUUCGAUUUAACAAUCCGUUCUAUCAUCCCAAUGUGUAUCCUGAUGGAAGACUAUGUAUUUCUAUUCUUCAUCCACCUGGAGAAGACCAUAUGAGUGGAGAGAAAGCUGAGGAACGCUGGAACCCAACACAAUCUGUAGAAAGUGUUCUUGUAUCCAUCAUCUCGCUACUUGCUGACCCCAAUUGCUCAAGUCCUGCCAAUGUGGAUGCCGGUGUCGCUUACAGAAAGAAUCGGGAAGCAUUUGAUGCCAUAGUAAAAAAGCAAGUUGAAGACUCGAAAAAAGAUAUUCCCAACGGUUUUAAGAUGCCCAAAUCAGAACAAGAUUUUAUGUUAACAGCUCCACCAGAGAUAGAAGAAGAUGACAACUUCUGGUAUGAGUCUGGUGAUGAAAGCGAUUUCGGUGUAGAUGAUGAUGAUUAUGAUGAGGAUGAGGAUGAUGACUGA